Molecule: messenger RNA, 1170 nt
Organism: Enterobius vermicularis (human pinworm)
Lineage: Eukaryota; Metazoa; Nematoda; Chromadorea; Rhabditida; Oxyuridae
Source: the annotation of a GenBank genome assembly
AUGCAAAUACUUGUGACAGUCAGAAAUCGACGUUCAGAAAGGAACGGUAGCAGCAGAAAGGCGCAAAAUUUUGUUAUUGAUCUGGAACCAAGUAACAGUGUACAGGAUGUUACUCAGGAACUGUCAAAAAAAGUGGAUGUUCCCAGUUCUUGUAUCAAGUUGAUCCUUUGUGGAAAAGUAUUGGAAGGAAAAAUUUCAAUUAGUAAUCUUCUUUUGGGACCACAAACGUCUCUUGUUGCACUCUUAGUGGACGCUGGUGAGGAACAAACAGCUUCAAAACCUUCGUCCAUUGAGGACGUAAGCCGCAGCACUGCAGCGUCUUUCCAAGUGUACUGCAAAGCAUGUGAUUCUGUACAGCGAGGAAAAUUGCGAGUAUAUUGUUCUGAAUGCUCGUCGAGCUCCGUUUUACUGAGGCAGGAUCCAUCCGGCUGGGACGAUGUUUUGAAACCCUCAAGAAUAACUGCUGACUGUCAAGAGUGUGGUCAAGAAAUUCCUGCUAGAUUCUGUUUCAAAUGUGUUCGGUGCGAUGAAAUGGCUUUGCCGCUUAUUCACUUUCGUGGCUCUACGAUGGGAAGUGAAUGUUGUAUAUGCGGUGAAACUAUAACAGAAGUGGUUGUUGACCUGGGCUGCCAUCAUAGCAUUUGUUUGGCAUGCUUUGUUGCUUAUAUGAAUACUACAUUCCGGCAACAACAGUUCAUUUUGAGGCCACCAUAUGGUUACACGCUUUCGUGUCCUAUAUAUAACUGCAAUGGUUGCGUGGCCGAUCCUCACCACUUUUACCUUCUGGGGAAAGAACAGUACGAAUCUUACAAGAAACAGGCGGCCGAAAAAUUUGUUGCUUUAAAUGAAGGAGGAAUUUUUUGUCCCAAUCCGAAAUGUGGAGCAGCUUUUAUAUGGGAUCCACAAGAAGAGGACCGAAUGGUUCGUUGUCCUCACUGUCAGUGUAAGUUCUGUGGAGAAUGCCGUUUACAAAAAUGUGUAUGUGACGAAGCUGAUGCAACACGAGCUACAAUACGAACACUAUGUAAGAAAUGUCCUUCUUGUGGCGCCCAAACUGAGCGGAGUGGAGGGUGUACGCAUAUGCACUGUAUACACUGCAAUGCACAUUGGUGUUUCGUAUGUGUUAAACUUUGGACGGAAGAUUGUCAGUGGAAUCACUGGUUUGACUAA